CGAGUAAUCAUCUUCUGCAUUUCAUCAGCCUUGUGCUCAUGGAUGCAGAAGAUGACAGCUUAAGUGUAAAUCAACUUCCAGGUUUCAUAAUUCAUCUACUUGAGAUUGUGUUAUUCACUGUUGUUAAGUUAUAUUCGGGAUUUUAGUUAGCUGGUUGUAGUAUUGCGACUUGAAGUUUGUCUAAACUGCAAACCAAAAAAAUUAACAUAAGAUACCAAAAUGUCCUGAAGCAAGUGCCCGGUCCAGGCUUUUAUUUGUGGGCUUAACCCCAAAUAAUAUGAGGAGUUGUAG
Molecule: messenger RNA, 291 nt
Organism: Rubroshorea leprosula
Lineage: Eukaryota; Viridiplantae; Streptophyta; Magnoliopsida; Malvales; Dipterocarpaceae
Source: the annotation of a GenBank genome assembly